Gossypium arboreum is the source of this 767-nucleotide messenger RNA. Its product is annotated as embryogenic cell protein 40-like. Gene Ontology annotation, biological process: response to water. Bases 111 to 698 code for a protein of 195 amino acids. The transcript has 2 exons. The record is from RefSeq and is a predicted model, not a curated record. Lineage: Eukaryota; Viridiplantae; Streptophyta; Magnoliopsida; Malvales; Malvaceae.
GUACCUCAUUGUUUAGUUGUCAAAUACUGUUGUAUCUCCACUACUAGUCAACUUCUUCUUCUUUUUACUUUCCUUUUGGCUUUUCUUGUCGUACAACAAAAGAAAAAAAAAUGUCUGAUUUAAGAGAUGUGCACGGCAACCCCAUUCCACUUACUGACGAGCAUGGCAACCCCGUUCAAUUGACUGAUGAACGUGGUAACCCCGUUUACGUCUCUGGUGUAGCCGCCAAGCAGACAGAUAUGUAUGGUGGUCAGAUGGGAUAUGAUCCCACUCUUUCCGCCGCAGCUGAGUAUCAGCAGCAGCAGCAGCUGCGGCCUCAGUACCUGCAGCAGGAGGAACAGCAGCCGCAGUAUCAGCCACAGCACAUGCAUUACGAGGUUUCCACCACAGAAGAGAUUCAGCGCUCCAACGCCUCCAGCCCUAGCUCGUCUGAGGACGAUGGGAUGGGCGGUAGAAGGAAGAAGAAAGGGAUAAAGGAGAAAAUAAAGGAGAAACUAACGGGUGGAAAGCAUAAGACGGAGGCGGGGGAAGAGGGGCAAUCACAAACCGUAACCUACGUUGCCAAAACCAGAAUCACAACAACCAGCAACGCAACAACGCCGCCGCCUGAGGAGCACUACCACCACCAUGAUCAACAUGAGAAGAAGAGUAUGAUGGAGAAGAUAAAGGAAAAAUUGCCUGGUCAUCACAGCCAUUGAAGAGCUAGCCAUGAAUAAUUUGGAUGAUGUUGUUGUGUAGUAAUUAAUAAAAUGCAUGGUUUCCAUGAA